AUGAGGAGCGCCUUUCGCUGGUUCAACCCAUCAAGUACCGAGGACCCAAGGGACCCGUCGACCCGGUCCACUACCACCACCGCCGCCGCCGCCGCCCACAACAGCGAAGACAGGCGCACCUGCACACCCAGCAGAGGUGACUGCGCCAGCGCCGAUAAUAUUAGUUAUCGUGCGUCGGCCUUCUCGUCUGCUUCUGACAACGCCUUCGCUUCUCCUUCACCAGGUUCCUCCAACUCAACCUCUCUCACCCCCAACUCGCCCUCCCCUCAACCACUCACGCCUACCGACUCUUUCGACGUGCGUGAUUCUCGUGCAGGCCUCUGGUCGACCAAGCCAAUCACCAUUGCCACACCCACAAGAGACCCUUCGCUGUCGUCCGCCUCCCCCUCUAUUAUCCCCGCCAAGUCCAGCUUCGAUAGGAAUCCCUUCGAGUUGCCCGACGAUCUCCUCGACUUCCCUCCCAUUCCGACAAAGAGCAUCGAUAUGACCACUGGCCCUGCCAUGGAUUCGGCCAUGGGUCGGAGUCGUCAGGACUCCUUUGUCAGCGCAGGUCCCAAGCCUAUUUCUAUGGCCAACCCCAAUCGUGACCAUGUCAAUCGCCAACGUCGCGAAAGUCUCGCAGGCAGCCUGAUGGGCGGCGCCAGCUGGGGAGGAAUGUCCUUCGGCAGCUUUAUUCGCGAUGAUAUUGCUAUGGCAGGCACCUCGCCUUUCGCCCAUCAAGCGUCACCAUCCUUCCACUCCGGAUCCUACUUGCCCAAGCUCGAGGCCAGCUUCAUGAAAGACUUCACCUGCUGCGGCCUUAACCUGCCCAAUCUCCACGAUCUUCUGCAGCACUAUGAGGAAGCACACACCCAACCGAGCCCGAAUACUGCGCGCAACGCGCCAUUUUCGUCCCAGUAUGCCGCGAUCCCUACCCAACCGUCGUCUAGAGCCACCAGUGUUAGGCCACAGACGCAACAGCAGAAUACGGCUUCCCUGUCGCAACUCGGCCAGCAGAGUCGCCCGGGGUCUAACCUCGGCGGCGGCAUGAGCGGUCUCGGGAUGCAGCUUGGUCAGCAACAUAUGGCUGGGCAGCAGCACCACCAAUUUGACGACUUGGACCCCGUUGCCGACAUGGAGAUGGACGAUGCACUUGGAAACAUGGAAAUGGACGACAGCCAGAGAACCAUGUCCCAAACCCGCCAGAUGUUUGGCCAACAACAAAAACCGCAGCUGCAUGUUAACGCCUCGGGCCUCACUCAGGGACUUCGUACAUCCCAGCCACCGACUCCUGCAGCCGCGAGCUUUGGUCUUCAGCACAACCCGACGGUUUCUUCGGUUAACACGCCCACGCUUACGACCCAGCAAACACCCCAGCAGCAACGGUCGAACAACGGAUUCCUCCAGAACUCUCAAAUGCAGUCUAUGGACGACAUGGACGACAUGGACGAGGAUCUUCCUGGUAUGCCCAUGGGCGGCAACAUGGAGCUGAACGGAUCAAACUUUGGGGAUUCGAACUUUGGCAACUCCAACUCAAACCCCGAGUUCUGCAUCAAUGAUCCCGGCAAGCACCUCUUCAGCCCUGGCGGUGCUCUCUCCAACCAACAGCGGGCAAUCCAGCAACACCUCAUCGGAAUGGGCUUCGAUCCUAGCCAGCCCAACAGUCCCGCCAACAAGGCCCUCAUGCAGAAGUUCGGCGCAAUGAUGAUUCCCGAGGAGCACAAGCCCUUCAAGUGUCCCGUCAUCGGUUGCGAGAAGGCAUACAAGAACCAGAACGGCCUGAAGUACCACAAAACUCACGGCCAUCAGACGCAACAACUGCACGAAAAUGGCGACGGAACUUUCUCCAUCGUGAACCCCGAAACCAGCGCGCCGUACCCUGGCACGCUCGGAAUGGAAAAGGAGAAGCCGUUUUCUUGCGAAGUGUGUGGCAAGCGCUACAAAAACCUCAACGGUCUCAAAUACCACAAAGGACAUUCCGCACCGUGCAACCCUGACUUCAAGUUUCUGGCUGCGGGGCUCAAUAACCUCGCUACCCUACCGGGUCUCAUGGAGAAUUCCAUGUCCAACCUUCCCGGGAUUGGUGAAGACCAGAUGAUGUAG
Molecule: messenger RNA, 2082 nt
Organism: Colletotrichum karsti
Lineage: Eukaryota; Fungi; Ascomycota; Sordariomycetes; Glomerellales; Glomerellaceae
Exons: 4
Coding region: 1-2082 (693 amino acids)
Cellular component (GO): nucleus
Source: RefSeq, a predicted model, not a curated record